Molecule: messenger RNA, 1523 nt
Organism: Andrographis paniculata
Lineage: Eukaryota; Viridiplantae; Streptophyta; Magnoliopsida; Lamiales; Acanthaceae
Product: stemmadenine O-acetyltransferase-like
Exons: 1
Coding region: 36-1424 (462 amino acids)
Source: RefSeq, a predicted model, not a curated record
UCUUUUUUCUUACAAUAUUUGUUUUGUGCGAUUUGAUGGAGAGGGUCAUAGUCUCAAGCGAGAACAUCAAGCCCGAUUCACCGACGCCCUCACACCUCAAAACUCACAAGCUGUCUUUGCUCGACCAGAUCAUGACACCAAUUCUUCUCCACGUUGUCCUCUACUUUCCUCCUCCAUCUCGUACGGACAAUCACAAUCCUCAGCCUGAUCUUGACUUGUUCAUUUCUGAAACUACUCACCAGCUCAAAAAGUCCCUUUCAUUAAUCCUUACCCGAUUCUACCCUUUCGCCGGAAGAGUCAACGCCGACGACAACGGCCACUCCAUUGACUGCAGCGACCAGGGAGUUGACUUCACUGUCGCCAAAUUCCCCUCUGACAAUCUCUCCGAUCUCCUCGAAAAUCCGGCAAUCAAUGAGAUUCUGCCACGUCACCUCGUACCAGGCGCGGAAUCCAUCUGGCAAGAAAUGGAUCCGGAGUCCAGGCUCCUGAUGAUCCAAGUCAACUAUUUUAAGUGCCGUAGUAUUGCCAUCGGAGUUGUUUUCUGGCACAAGGUCGCCGACGCUACCACCAUUACGAAUUUCUUGUUUUCUUGGGCACGUGCCAAUCACGUGGGAUCCAAACAAGAUGGACGAGGAAUCUGCCCUAAUUACAUUUCCCAAUCUCUUUUCCCACACAGACCCGAAUUGGUUCAGAAACCCUUUUCCCCGUCGGGCAUUCUGCUGACCCCCAAAUGGUCAUUAAAACGCUACGUGUUCCAUUCCGACACAGUCAUUUCAGCUCUUCAGGCAAAGUUUUCCGGCAGCACUAAAGUCGAGGUUGUCUCGGCAUUUCUCUGGAAGUGCUUCAUGUCUGCAUCUCUCCAAAAUGGCAAAUCGCAUUCCUUCCUGAUCAACGCAGUGGAUCUGAGAAGGAGAGCCCGGCCGCCAUUCCCGUCAGAUUGCUUCGGAAAUUUCGUCUGUCUGUCGCCGGCGGUCAGCGAGAACAAAGAAGACGAUGACGAUGAUGUCGGCGCUGACCUGAUUAGGAAAUUGAGGGAUGCAAUAAGGAAGAUCGACGAUAAUUACGUCAGCAGCCUGCAAGGCGAUGGCGGGCUUCGAAGUUACGGGGAAAAGUUUUCCUUAAUGUACAGUGAAAUUCCUGAGGGUUCCGACCACCUGUGGAUCUCCAGCCUGUGCAAUUUUGGGGCUUACGGCGUUGAUUUUGGAUGGGGGAGUCCGGUCUGGAUCACACCGUGUUGUGAUACAAGCGGGGGUUUGGAGUCGUUAAGGUACGAGAAUACAAUCUGGUUAAUGGACACGAGAAUCGGGGAUGGAAUCGAAGCGUGGGUCACGCUCAAGGAGGACUAUAUGCCGGCGUUUGACCGCGCCAUGGACGAGCUCCGGGACCUCGUUGCUGCUGCAUCCAACAGCAACACGAUUCACUAAACAUGGUUUCCUGGGAUUAUACAUGUAAUACUCAAUUUUCUAUCAAAUUUAUUCAUAUUUUUCUUUCUAGCAUGUCUGUUAAAUAAUUAAUUUUCGAAA